Molecule: messenger RNA, 3206 nt
Organism: Trichobilharzia szidati
Lineage: Eukaryota; Metazoa; Platyhelminthes; Trematoda; Strigeidida; Schistosomatidae
Source: the annotation of a GenBank genome assembly
UUGACAUUAGAGAUAGAUUGAUCAUCAAUCUGCCUAGGAAAGGAUAUAUAUACUCUUUACAGAUCAAUAAUCUGUGGAAUGUUUUAUAGAGGAAGAUCACCACUACUUUAGAUACCUGUGAUAUGGGUGUUGGAUUUUAUACUUAUAAACGGAAUUUUUAAUCAAUAACUACUUAAGCAUUUAUCUUGCUCAAAAAAAAGUUGUUAAUUGAUUUCCACAUCCGGAUUAUUGCCAAUAAUACAUAAAAAAAGCUUUCUAUGAUUGGAAGUAUGCGACAUCGUGGUCCUACUACUACCUCAGAGCUUUCACCUGGUUUAUAUAUGGAUAAACAUUGUGCGGAGACACCACCAAUGCUAGUUGGUGAUUCCACAAAAUCUGAUGUACACCCGUCAAAUGGAUUAUACAACAGUACAUCUGCUGUAAGUACUUCUAAAGCCUCUAGAAUCCCUUCAACAGCAGCAGCACUAUCACGUAUGCAUUCAUCCACGAAUACAAACAAUUGUUUCUCACAUCCUAAUCGUGUUCAACGCCAAGAUUUUAAGUCGAAGUAUCCAAGUCAAACAACUGGUUUGAUGAAUACAUCUCAGGAGAAGACGACAACAACCAGUAACAAAUCUGGUAGAUAUAUGAAUCAACGGAAAUUACGUAAAAAGGGUAGCAGUAGUGGUAGUAGUAAGCGUGAAACACGAUUUCAAAUGAAUGGAAGUACCGAUCAAAAUCUGCAUUCACUGAAAGUGACUAUUCGAAGGACGUAUAAUUCUAGUGAAUUGGAAAAUGGUGUUUGUGCAAUUGUAAAUACACCUGAGGAGAAUAAUGCUAAUAAUAAUAAUAAUACUAAUAAUAAUAUUGGUAAUAAUAACCAUGAAUCUUUGCAUCGAUCAUAUAAUCCUGUGAAUAGUAUACAAACAGAGCAUUGUGAUUCUCAACAUUUGAACGGGAAAUUAAAUACUAAGGAUUUAUAUAACCUGAGAGGUUUGUCUACUACUCUCAAAGAUUCUCGUGUAUAUGUUGAUUCGUCAACGUCUACUGUUGACAGCGCCACACUGACUGAACCGAAUCUAUUGGGUCCGUGUGAACCGGGUACAAAAAUUAUUGUAGAAGGUGUUGUCUGGAUGGAGGCUACAGGAAUGCUUGUUCUAAGUCUUCAUUGGCGUGGGCGUAAUUAUAUGGGUACUUUAUUGGAUUCAUCUAAGCAAACAUUUGCGCCAACAUGUAUGGAUAAAGGUGUAGCCAGUGCAUUAAAUCUUCUCCGUGGACGAAAAGCCUGGUGUGAUACAUCACAAAGAGGUUAUCAAGCUCGUGGUAUUCAUCACUUUCAUCAUAUGCGUCAUCAUCGUCGUGGAGGUGGUAGCGGUGUUGGUGCUGGUGCUGGUGGCGGACAUGGUGUAGGCGGUUCAAUGACGACACGAUCAGCAUCUGCUGCUGCUGCUGCAGCAUCACAAGACUCAACAGAGACAGAUGUCGACUCGAAAGAACAACAACAACCUACAAAUCCUGAUCCUUAUUCAACAGAUUGUAUAGACCAACCUUAUAUGGUUCCAGAAACAACUUUUAAUAAUCAUAAUAAUCAUAAUAAUCUUGGUAAUAAAAGAACUCUUCCACCUUCUGACAUUCCUCAACGUGGUGCUAAAGGACGUAGACGUCGUGGUGCCGGUGGUGGCGCUGGUGCUGCUAGUCGACGACCAAUAAUACAUCAUUCAGUUAACACUGGUCUAUCUCUUUCUGAUGAAAAUCUUUCAACUUCUUCUGAAGUCAAAUCAUCAGCACCAAUUGAUGAUAAUGUUGUUGUACAUAAUUCCGAGACUCCUCCUCCUAUCACUGAUAGUACAACUGGUGAUUCUGAUUCAACAACUAGUAGCCAUCUUCCAUUGAAUUGUCCAUUUAUUGAUUGUAAAAAACGUUUCUCUGAUAUUUUAAGUAUGCGAUAUCAUUUUACUCUAGGGCAUAGUAUACAAAAAACGAAUGAUACUGAAUCAUCGAUGAGCUCAAUGAAAACUGAGAAGAAUACUGUCGUUAUCGACAAUCAUCAUGAUGAUGGUGUGGAUGGUGUUGAUCACUAUGCAGAAGAUGAUGAUGUGGAAAUAUCGAUCUGUGAUAUAUCUGCCAGUUCAUCCUCUCCACCACCAAAAUUGGCUAGAGCACAUGUUAUUAAGGAUAGAAGUAGUAGUGAUAGCAAUGAUACAAGCCUGCUGCUCAUUAAUGGAGAUGAAAAUGAUGAUAAUAUUGAACCACCGAAACUUCAUCGUGUCAUUUCCAUACCUGAUUCUUUCACUGGUGUCGGUGUCCAUCCGACAGGGAUAGGCGAUUCAACAACGUCGAAAUUUGAUACUAUUAAUAACCACAUUAUUAUUACUCCUACCACUAGUAAUAAUCAUAAUAAUAUUGUGUCAGAUAUUCCAGACGAUGAACCUCCAGCUGCAAGUCCUGCCUAUUCAGAUAUAUCUGAUGAUGGUACAAUCUCCUCUACAACAACUAAUAUUCCUAUUUUAAAUGUUGCCAGAGCAACAAUUGAUGUGCAUAGUUCCCGUGAAUCAUUACUCUCCAAUUCUCCGUCUAUUCUCUCUUCAAAUCUAUCUAAUCAACCGUCAUUAUCAUCUCAAGGAUAUAUUGAUGUAUCUAGACGGCUUAAUCUUUCACCGUUAAUUCUUUCCGCUUGUUCUCCAACGCUUCUUGGAGCUGGUACUGGAGAUUCAAGUAAACUCUAUCUACCGGCAAAUAUAUUCCCAUCGAAUUUAAAAGGUGGUGUCAAUAGUAUUUUCUAUCAAAAUCCCCCUGCAACAGUCAAGUGUGUAGAUAAACAAAAUAUAGAGAAUGGUUGUUUAAAAUCAUCGAUUGGAAAUAAUUCUACGAUAAGCUUUAAUGAUAUAUCAAGUCCUCAAUCCUCUUCUGCCAUCAAUGGCAUUUCAUUGCCUCCUGCUCCUGCUUUGAUUCCUCCUCAGUCUUUAUCUAACCAUCAGCAUUAUCCGAAUUCCAGUCGACCAUUGACAUUUUUGUCUGUUUCACCUGGAUUAAUCAAUGAACAAAAUACGCGGCCGUCGUCGACAGGACCGCUUAUAUCUAAUCCCCCGUAUACAUUUUGUGUUUCGAGAAAUUCUCCUAUCCCACCAUUACCCGGUGUUUCCGAUCAAAGAAUAUUAUCACCGCAUAAUACAAAUCAUAAUCAUCAUUCUUCAACUUCUCAUCGUCAACCGCCUACAAUGUCAUGA